AUGGGGUUCGUUUCUACAAGUAAAUAUCGUAAAGUAAAAGAUAAAUGUGAAAAACUCGAGGAGCAGCUAAAAAAAGAAUUGAUUCGACAAAAUGAUGAAUUGAGACAACGAAAUGAUGAAUUGACCGGAAAAAUUGAAGAACUUCAGAAAAAACGUGUAGUCUAA
This is a messenger RNA of Dentiscutata erythropus, 165 nucleotides long. The record is from the annotation of a GenBank genome assembly. NCBI's taxonomy places the organism in Eukaryota, Fungi, Glomeromycota, Glomeromycetes, Diversisporales, Gigasporaceae.